AUGAGCUUGUAUACAGCAUCUGAUGAGAAGGGCUCUUUUAUCAUUGAUGCAGGGAUCUCGUACAUCAAUGGAGAUCCUUUGGGAAGUAAUGCUGCUACCGCGGAGCAUGGAUCGGAACAUCUGAAGAUUGAGAUCUCUGUUGAGGGAAGCCAAUGGAGCGUACAUAACACGGUGUCUAUCGGCUCAUCAUCUACAGAAGUGGACUUUUCCCUGCUAGAUCUACCCCCACGCUUCGAGGCAUAUAAUGUCACACUUCAAGCGACCCUUCCGGGCAGUCAUCAAUCAUACACCGCGACAGCAUCACUAUACCACCUACCCACCCGAACAGACGGGGGUAGCGUCACAAAAGUGGAUAGUCUCUACGGUGGACUCUCCGUGCAAUCCCAAACCGACUCAUCGACCUGGACCCCACUUCUUCCAUACUCAUACUAUGUGAGCUGGGACGGUUGGCUCGAGAAAUCGCUAGAAAAUGUUCAAAAGUUCAAAGACGAUGGCUACAAUAUUAUCCACAUCGUCCCGAAUGCAGGCCUCGCCAACGAAGCAUUCAACUUCACGGAGCUGGGUCUCUUCCUGGAUAAAAUGGACGAAGUCGGCCUAUGGCUCAUGUACGACAUGCGCUGGACAUAUAAGAACCUGACAUCCGUGCGUGAGCAGGUAAAUCUGCUCAAGGACCAUAAAAGCACGUUACUGUGGUAUACAGGCGACGAACCAGAUGGACAAGGCGAUCCACUAAACGCCACACGACUUACCUACGAAUUAAUCAAGUCAAUCGAUCCCUACCACCCCGUCUCAUUGUGUUUGAACUGCUACAACUUCUAUUUCGAGGAAUACUCGUCCGGGGCGGAUAUCAUUCUUUCGGACGUUUAUCCUAUCGCUGUGAAUACGAGCUGGUCGACUGUCUAUGAGACACCAUGCAAUACCACAUACGGAUGUUGCGGGUGCGAUGACUGCGAGGGUAGCGUGGAGGACAUCUCGGUGAGGCUGGAUAAGUUUGCCGAGUACCAGACCUGGCUUGGGGAGAGUCCGAAGCCAUUCUGGGGUGUUCCGAUGGCGUUUGGGAACGAGACUUUUUGGACGCGGUACCCGACUGCGGCGGAGGAGGUGACGAUGACCAUGCUUAGCUUGAAUCAUAAUGCGAAGGGGAUAGUGAUGUGGGAUUGGCCGACUAGUGUGGAGUUGGCGAAUGUGACGAGUGCCCUCAGUCGGGUUCUGGUGGGGGAUGAAGUGACGGGUUUUUUGCUCGGGGCUCCGACGAUUUCGCUGGCUGCUAAGGGGCAUUCAAAGAUGGAUGUUGCGGGAUGGCGGCUUGGGGAUCAUAUGUUGGUCAGUAUUUUGUCAUUGCAGACUCCGUCGUGGUCGUCGGAUGUCAUUGUAGAGCUACCAGGCGAGAUUGACUCAAUUACACAAGUCCUCUGGGGAUCUGGGGAAUGGAAAAUGGUUGAUGGGCACUUGAUAAAGGAGGGUGGACGUGAGCUAGAAACUGAUUUGCUGGUUGUUAAGCUUGCCUCUUGA
Molecule: messenger RNA, 1512 nt
Organism: Penicillium verhagenii
Lineage: Eukaryota; Fungi; Ascomycota; Eurotiomycetes; Eurotiales; Aspergillaceae
Exons: 1
Coding region: 1-1512 (503 amino acids)
Source: RefSeq, a predicted model, not a curated record